This is a messenger RNA of Biomphalaria glabrata, 1336 nucleotides long. RefSeq lists its product as uncharacterized. Lineage: Eukaryota; Metazoa; Mollusca; Gastropoda; Planorbidae. Bases 416 to 1336 code for a protein of 306 amino acids. The transcript is spliced from 6 exons. The record is from RefSeq and is a predicted model, not a curated record.
AGGUUUCAAAACAAAAUAGAUAAGAAUACACAGAAUAACAAAAAAACAUAAAGUAUAAAAUAUUGUUCAAGAAAUAUUUGUAGACUUCUAAGACUAGCCGUCUGUGUGAUUGGAACGUUCACUGAAACAAACAUUUUGGAUGGAGCAUAUCAAUACACACCUUGUUGUUUUUUAAAGGCUGAAUCAGGAUUCUAAAGUCAGUGUUGAAAAUAUCACACAAUCGUUUCAAAGAAAGUUAAUUAAAAUUGAGUGUGCGAAAAUUUUGUAAUCCCUUUGUAAUGGGAAAAGUUGUCAUUUUGAUAUUAUGUGCAGGCUUAUGACAUGGUUUUAUUUCUGAUGGAUAAGACACGUUAAGACAUUGACUAUAAAGUGAUUGCUCACAGAGAAACUAAAGCCAUUCAAUUCAGACAAUGCUAUGGCGCCAACGCUUCAAAGUUUUCCGCGAGAGACUUUGCACUCUUUCUUUCAAUGGAUAUUUUCCUGCCAUUGUUUCUUCCUACUGCUAGUGGCCUGCUUUGAGCUCGUUCACACACUGAGGAGCUUCCCUCCCUUGUUCAAUGCAGCUCUUGAGCGUCCUAUCACGACCAACCCUACAGCUAGUACAUGUGGAGCCACCCUGGAGGCCUACUGUUUGAGCAGCACCAGCGUGGAGUCCAUUAACAAAUGUCUGCAAGGAUACUGCAGCAAUGUUUGUCCUGGGAGGACCUUAUUGCCUAGCAAUGCCAGCAUGUUGACAGGUCAAACCUAUGGUGAUUGUGUGGAUGCAGACAGUGUUAACAUUCGACCAGGUGCUCGACAAGGCACUUUUUCCACAGUCUUUAGUAUGACAGGAUCCACUUGCUACAUAGUGUCCGUCUUCUCGCCCAGACUGGAUGAGAGUGGGACAUCCUCCUUCACUGUAGCUGGCUGGGUGUGGCUAGACUCAGAUCAACCAGGAACUUUGUUAGAAAAACAGUCCACCCCUGGAGAUAUUCUCUUCAGUCUCCGUGUUGGUCCUAGCGGCGUGUCUCUACAUUUUGUAGAGAACAAGAAAAUGAGACGUGAAAGUUGUCAGACCUUGGAAUGUGUGCUUCAGCGAACUUUGUUAGAAAAACAGUCCACCCCUGGAGAUAUUCUCUUCAGUCUCCGUGUUGGUCCUAGCGGCGUGUCUCUACAUUACAGCCUUUUUAACAGUGAUCUCAUCACGGCAAGAUUUGAUACCGUCAUAGCAUUGCAGCAAUGGACGCACAUAGCGCUUCAGAGAUGGGCAAAACUGAAAGAAGCUGGAGCCAGGAGUUUAAACAACGAGAGUAGUAAACAAGCUGGACUCAAGAGAAGAAGCUAUGUCACCAACUGA